This is a messenger RNA of Lachancea mirantina, 975 nucleotides long. The record is from the annotation of a GenBank genome assembly. NCBI's taxonomy places the organism in Eukaryota, Fungi, Ascomycota, Saccharomycetes, Saccharomycetales, Saccharomycetaceae.
AUGUCAGCUACGUUAGAGAGUGCUUUAACCGGAGCGUUAGCGUCCUGUCUGGCCAAUACGAUCGUGUAUCCUUUAGAUCUGAUAAAGGCUAUUAUACAGACGCAACAGAAAGAUGAUCAGAACGAGGAUCAGGAUGAAACGUCAGCCGAGAAAAAUGAGACCAAAUAUCGCAAUUUGAUGACUGUCUUGUUGGACAUCAUCAAGGAAAAAGGUCUCACUGGAAUCUACAGAGGUCUCCCUGAAUCCAUUGCCGCAGGCUUUGUGCAGAACUUUUCGUACUUUUUCUGGUACAGCAAUGCCAGAAAUUGGUACUAUAGGUUGAAAAUGGCUCGGCACAAAUCCAAGUCUUUUUCGACAACAGAGGAACUUAUAUUAGGAAUUGUCGCUGCUUCAAUAUCCCAGGUAUUCACGAAUCCCAUUGGGGUUCUGGCAACUUGCAAACAGACUUCUGCAGAUACUAGCCGGUCUAAUAUCUUAGAGAUAGCGCGGGACGUUUACCGUCAAAACGGCAAGAUUACAGAUUUUUGGCGAGGCUUCAAAGUGUCUCUUGUUUUGACCAUUAACCCUUCGAUCACGUAUACCUCGUAUGAGCGGUUAAAAACCAUUUUUUUGAAACUUAAUCAGUUCACCGACAGUGGAAUCGCAGAUACUUCUGCUCAACUGACACCCGGCCAAAACUUUCUUUUAGGCGUCAUUUCUAAGAUUAUUUCGACACUUGUCACGCAACCUCUGAUAGUGUCUAAAGCGUGUCUGCAAAAAGCAGGCUCCAAAUUCACCACUUUUCAAGAAGUCUUGGUAUACCUCUACAAAAAAGGUGGAAUAUUGAACCUUUGGAGAGGCCUCGUUCCGCAAAUUUUGAAAGGUGUUCUGGUUCAGGGCUUUUUGUUCAUGUUCAAAGGCGAGCUUUCAAAACUUUUGCGGGUUCUUUCCCUUUAUCUGAAGGUUGCCGUUACACGCAGAUAUAAAAUUACCUGA